Messenger RNA from Rotaria sp. Silwood1, 2307 nucleotides. Lineage: Eukaryota; Metazoa; Rotifera; Eurotatoria; Philodinida; Philodinidae. The record is from the annotation of a GenBank genome assembly.
AUGACUACAGAAGACGAUUCAUCAACAUCAGAACAAACAUCAACAACCAAUUUAAUUUUUGAUGAAACUGAUAUACUUUAUGAAGAAGAUUGUCUUCGAAAUCAAUAUUCAGUUAAAGCUUGGCUUCGAUAUAUUGAUCAUAUUAAAGAAGGACCUAAUGAUAAAAUAAAUCUUGUCUAUGAACGAGCAUUACGUGAAUUACCUGGAAGUUAUAAAUUAUGGUAUAAUUAUUUAAAACUUCGACGUAAACAAAUUCGUUCAAAAUGUAUUAUUGAUUCUUCUUAUGAAGAAGUUAAUAAUACUUUUGAACGUUCUCUUGUCUUUAUGCACAAAAUGCCUCGAAUAUGGCUUGAUUAUUGUCAAUUUUUAAUAGAUCAAUGUAAAAUAACUCGUACACGUCGUGUAUUUGAUAGAGCUAUUCGAGCAUUACCAAUAACACAACAUAAUCGUAUAUGGCCAUUAUAUAUUAAAUUUGUUACUAGUUAUCCCGAAAUACCAGAUACAGCUAUGCGAAUUUAUAAAAGAUAUCUUAAAUUACAACCUGAAUGUGCUGAAGAAUAUAUUGAUUAUUUAAGAGAAAUAGGAAAUUUGGAUGAAUGUGCAAAAUUAUAUGUUGAUAUAUUAGAUCGUGAUAAUUUUGUGUCACGUCAAGGAAAAUCAAAUCAUCAAUUAUGGAAUGAAUUAUGUGAAUUAGUAUCAAAAAAUCCAACAAAAAUCAAAUCUGUUCAAGUAGAACCAAUUCUUCGGCAAGGUAUAUUAAAAUAUAAAGAUCAAGUUGGACAAUUAUGGACAUCACUUGCUGAUUAUUAUAUACGUAGUGGUUGUUUUGAAAAAGCUCGUGAUAUAUUUGAAGAAGCAAUUGAAUCUGUUCUUACUGUUCGUGAUUUUACACAAAUAUUUGAUGCAUAUGCACAAUCUGAAGAAGGUCUUAUUAGUGCUUUAAUGAAUAAAUCAAAUGAAGAUAAUGAAGAUAUAACUGAAGAUGAUGAUCUUGAACUUGAACUUCGUCUUGCACGUUUAGAAUAUUUAAUGGAUCGUCGUCCAUUAAUGUUAAAUAGUGUUUUACUUCGACAAAAUCCACAUAAUGUUAAUGAAUGGUUAAAACGUGUUAAAUUAUAUGGUGAACAAUAUGAUAAAAUAAUUCAAACAUUUACAACAGCCGUACAAACAAUUGAUCCAAAAAUUUGUACAGGAAAAUUACAAGAUUUAUGGAUUGCAUUUGCACAAUUUUAUGAUAAAUAUCAACAACCAGAUGAAGCUAGAUAUAUAUAUGAUAAAGCAAUUAAAGUUAAUUUUCGAAAUGUUGAUGAUUUAGCAGCUGUUUGGUGUGCUUGGUGUGAAAUGGAAUUAGAACAUGAAAGACCUCAUGAAGCAAUUAAAUUAAUGGAACAAGCAACUGUUUUACCAAGACAUAAAGUUGAUUAUUAUGAUACUAAUGAAACAGUUCAAUUACGUUUACAUAAAAGUUUAAAAUUAUGGUCAUUUUAUGUUGAUUUAGAAGAAUGUUAUGGAACAUUUCAAACAUGUAAAUCUGUAUAUGAUCGUAUUCUUGAUUUACGUAUAGCAACACCACAAAUAAUUAUUAAUUAUGGACUUUAUUUAGAAGAAAAUAAAUAUUAUGAAGAUGCUUUUCGUGCUUAUGAAAAAGGUAUUGCAUUAUUUAAAUGGCCUAAUGUUUAUGAUAUAUGGUUAACUUAUUUAUGUAAAUUUGUUGAACGUUAUUCCGAUGGUUCAAAAUUAGAACGAGCAAGAGAUUUAUUUGAACAAUGUUUAGAACAUUGUCCAGCUAAAUUUGCUAAAAAUUUAUAUUUAUUAUAUGCAAAAUUAGAAGAACAACAUGGUCUUGAUAGAAGAGCAUUAAAAAUUUAUGAACGUGCAACAAAUGCAGUUGAACCAAAAGAAAAAGAAGAAAUGUUUAAUAUUUAUAUAAAACGUUGUGGUGAAAUGCAAGGUAUAACAGCAACACGUGAAAUAUAUGAAAAAGCAAUUGAAUCAUUAGAAGAUGAACGUGCUAUUAGAGAUAUGUGUUUACGUUAUGCAGAUUUAGAAAGAAAAUUAGGUGAAAUUGAUCGUGCACGUGCAAUUUAUUCACAUUGUUCACAAAUGUGUGAUCCAAGAAUACAUAAUGAUUUUUGGCAAACAUGGAAAGAAUUUGAAAUUAAACAUGGUAAUGAAGAUACAAUGCGUGAAAUGUUAAGAAUAAAACGUUCUGUACAAGCAACAUAUAAUGUUCAAGUUAAUUAUAUGGCUGCACAAAUGAUGGCUGCAUCAAUGGGAGAAGAAACAUCAACAACUCAAGCUAAUUAA